Molecule: messenger RNA, 3059 nt
Organism: Spea bombifrons (plains spadefoot toad)
Lineage: Eukaryota; Metazoa; Chordata; Amphibia; Anura; Pelobatidae
Gene: LIN54
Product: lin-54 DREAM MuvB core complex component
Exons: 14
Coding region: 437-2851 (804 amino acids)
Biological process (GO): regulation of DNA-templated transcription
Cellular component (GO): nucleus
Source: RefSeq, a predicted model, not a curated record
GGUGUGCUGGAUUGGUGCUGCGCCUGCCCCUCUGUGUCUGCACAGGCUGUCACAGAAGAGGGGAGGGAAGCUCAUGUGAGAGAGGGGAGGAGGUUGAUCAGGAUGACGAGGUGAAAAUGGCGGAUCUUUCGAAAUACAAUUCCGGCCCCUGACAUUCCGGGAGAGUCUGCUGGAAAACCCAGAGCACCCUGUAUUCAUAUACACAGCUAAACCGGCGGUACAAGCACCCAAUACACCACCAGCAAACUUCCCCCUGCUUCGCUCUUUGUAUGCAGCAUAUGUGCCGGGCUCGAUCCAUUGAGAGUAGAGUCUGAUCCCCACCCGGUAUAGACAUUGCGUUGUUUACCGGGGAAGCGCAACACCCGGUAGUACUAUACGAGCGUGAUAGUGUGACGAGCUGCUGACAAGCAUCUAGUUUCUCCAUUAAAGUCGUAGAAUGGAUGUGGUGUCUGCAGAAGUCAACAAUGUCCUUCCUGAUGAAAUCAUGGAAACAGAAGUAUCUAUGGCAGAUGAUGAUAGCAUUGAAGCCAUCACUGUCACCUCUCCCAUGAUGCAGGAUGUCCCAAUGGAAACCGACAUGGAUGAAAUUGUGGAAGUUAACAGCAGUGGAGAGUGUGUGACAUCAUCAUUGGCCAAAGAAGGACUUAUAUCAACUGGAAACCAUGCAAGUCACUUGGCAGUAGUAAGUGUUUCUUCCAAACCAGACUCGGGACCUUCGACAGCUGCUAUUAAAACUGUUUACCAGAGUGGCUUGCACAAAUUAGGUACACCAGUAUCUGGACAAGUCAUCCUGAAUAAAAUUCCUCAGGUGUCCGAGUUUCCUCCUGGCAGCCGUGUCAUGAAACAGGAAGGUCAAAAACUAAUUGUGACAACUCUUGGCAAACCCAACCAGCCCUUUGUCCUCACACUUCCACAGAGCCAGCUCUCCAAUACACAGAAGACUGCUGCUCACAUACAGCAUUUGGAUUCUAAAGGCACACCACAACAAAUAAAAUUGGUCACCAUUGGAGGAAGUAGGACAGACGUGAAGCCUGUUCUUGGUGUUUCUUCAUUAACCCCUGCUCAGCUUAUUGGGCAGUCUGCCAAGUCCACUGUGAUGCAGACCCAGCAAAUCCAGACUAUGCAGAUAGCCAAGAAAGGUCCUGCCUCAUCUUCUGGAGCUGUCAUUACUAAACUGAUCAUCGCAAAGCCGUUAACUAGCAAACCUCUCGCCACAGGACAGACUACCCAAGUGUCAUCUGCUUUUUCAGGCAAGGUGGUUUCUCACACCAAUCCUGGAACGCCAAACAAAGCAAUCAAAAUUUCUGAAAGUGUAGUCGUUGGAACUUCUUUAGGCACCACAGCACAAACUUCAAAUAAAAUUGCUAUAUCGCCAUUGAAAUCUCCUCCCAGCAAGGUGACAGUGGUGUCUGUUGCCCCUCAGCCCCAAAACUCCCCCCAGAAGGCUGCCGUUGGGGUUCCCAUUAGUGUGGCUCUCGGACAGCAGCUACUGACCGUACAACAGACAACUCCCUCUUCUCCUGCCAAAGCCAUUGCUAAUAGCACAACUGCAAAGGGUGUAAAACCAGGAGUUCAAACAAUAUCUGUGGGAGGGGUCAGUACCCCACAAUUUAAAACCAUCAUCCCUCUUGCAGCUGCUCCAAAUGUUCAACAGAUCCAGGUUCCUGGAAGCAAGUUUCAUUAUGUCCGGCUUGUUACCGCCUCUACAGCCAACACCACCACCCCCUCCAGUCAGAAUCCCAGCACCAGCACGCAACCUCUUCAUCAAGCCAAGCCAGUGGUUGUUAACGCUACCAAUAUACGGAUGUCUGUUCCUCUAGUCUCAGCGCAGACUGUGAAACAAGUGGCUCCCAAGCCAUUGAAUUCAACAUCACAGAUUGUUACAACCAGUCAACCACAGCAGCGGCUACUAAUGCCAGCUACCCCACUGGCACAAAUUCAGCCCAACCUCACCAACCUUCCUCCAGGUACUGUGUUGGCCCCUGCUCCGGGAACAGGAAAUGUGGGUUAUGCUGUCCUCCCUGGUCAUUAUGUCACUCAGCUGCAGCAGUCCUCCUAUGUGUCCAUUGCAAGCAAUGCAGGGUUACCUGGAACAACCAGUUCACAGAACCAGCCCAGGGUGCCAAUGAAUGGAAUGAUUUCUUCAGAAUCAACAAGUCGGCCAAGGAAACCAUGUAACUGUACAAAGUCGUUAUGUUUGAAACUGUACUGUGACUGCUUUGCAAAUGGAGAGUUCUGUAACAACUGCAAUUGUACAAACUGUUACAACAACCUUGAGCAUGAGAACGAGAGGCAGAAAGCAAUUAAAGCAUGCCUAGAUAGAAACCCAGAAGCGUUUAAACCGAAAAUUGGAAAAGGCAAAGAAGGUGAAUCAGACAGGCGACACAGUAAAGGUUGCAACUGCAAAAGAUCGGGGUGUCUUAAAAAUUAUUGUGAAUGCUAUGAGGCAAAGAUCAUGUGUUCGUCAAUAUGCAAAUGUAUAGGCUGUAAAAACUUUGAAGAGAGCCCUGAACGGAAAACUUUAAUGCACCUAGCAGAUGCAGCAGAAGUAAGAGUCCAGCAACAAACUGCAGCCAAGACUAAGCUUUCUUCACAGAUAUCAGACUUGCUUACAAGGCCAGCCCCGUCCCUUGGCAGUGGAGGUGGAAAGCUUCCUUUCACAUUCAUCACAAAAGAAGUUGCAGAAGCCACUUGUGUGUGCCUGCUGGCUCAAGCCGAGCAAGCAGAGAAGCAGUCCAAAUCAAAGGCAGCCACUGAGAGGAUGAUCCUGGAGGAGUUUGGUCGUUGUCUAAUGAGGGUGAUUAAUUCUGCUGGAAAAGCAAAAAGUGACCAUUGUCCAAUGAGUUGCUAACUGUGACAUAUAAGAAGAGAACAAUUUUUACCUAAUGUGGUGGCGGAGUGGCUGGGGAAGUGAAAAAAUACACAGGAGAUCACUGCCAGAGAUGACACUGCCCUUUAUUCUUCAUCCAAGGAGUGUUACAGAAUUCCAAAAUGGUGCUGGUUUUAAAGUGACUGUCUACAUUGUACAUUGAGGCAGAAUAAAAUUUUAUGGGGAAAAA